AUGCACAUGAGUAGCACCAUUAUAUCGUUCGUUCGCGAGACUUUUCCUCCGUCAACACAGUUUUUCGCGUCUGAUGUCCCAGACAUGUCCGGAAAGGUUGUUCUCGUCACCGGUGCUAAUUCAGGGAUAGGCAAACAGACCGCUAGAGUCCUCCUCAUAAAAAACGCCAAGGUUUAUGUUGCUUGUCGCGACAAGACCAAAGGUGAAGACGCUAUCCGCGAUCUAAAGGAGAGCACCGGAAAAGAAGCGUGUUUCUUGCAACUCAACUUGGCAAACCUGAAAUCCGUCAAGACUUCUGGAGAAGAGUUUCUGCGGAGAGAACCCGUACUAGACGUCCUAUUCAACAACGCAUCGGGUGCCUCGCAGUCACCUGACGGAACUGCACGCAUUGUGAACACGUCUUCUAAUGCCCACUGGUUCGGUAGUCUAGACUACAACACGUUCAAGGACUCUCCCGCCAUGAAAAAGAAGAGCGCCAUGAGUCUGUAUGGCCAAAGCAAAAUGGUAAGGCCACCGUCAAGCUCAACAGUACUUCCGUUUUCCAUUGCGGCGGACUUCGCCACUAGUGCAACCUCCACCUCCCCCACAUCCAUCUCCCCGUCUACCCUAAAGAAUGAACUUCAGAGGGAGCGAGUCUUAACGGAAAGAUCAGCCUCCUUCUCUCAGCUGAACCAUUCUCUAACUUAUACUUAUAUCCUAGACAGUAAGUAUCUUGUUCCAUGGGCACGCAUUGGGAACGCACACCCAGACGCACAGGAUCCACAGCAGGCUUCAGAGCUAUGGACUCUGAACUGGCUUGAGGAACAAGUCAAGGAUCUCGAGGUUUGA
This is a messenger RNA of Suillus subalutaceus, 828 nucleotides long. RefSeq names its product NAD(P)-binding protein. The record is from RefSeq and is a predicted model, not a curated record. The transcript has 7 exons. Lineage: Eukaryota; Fungi; Basidiomycota; Agaricomycetes; Boletales; Suillaceae. Bases 1 to 828 code for a protein of 275 amino acids.